Messenger RNA from Topomyia yanbarensis, 891 nucleotides. RefSeq names its product protein SYS1 homolog (gene Sys1). Bases 148 to 636 code for a protein of 162 amino acids. Gene Ontology annotation, cellular component: trans-Golgi network; Golgi membrane. NCBI's taxonomy places the organism in Eukaryota, Metazoa, Arthropoda, Insecta, Diptera, Culicidae. The transcript is spliced from 2 exons. Gene Ontology annotation, biological process: protein localization to Golgi apparatus; Golgi to endosome transport; Golgi to plasma membrane protein transport. The record is from RefSeq and is a predicted model, not a curated record.
UGUGAAUGCAUUUCGUAAGUUUUCGCAUUCGUACUCUUUAGAAAGUCUAGCAAAUUCUCAUAAAAUGAUGAUUCUUGAAAUUAGUUUGAUUAAACGACGCUAAGAAGUGUAAUUUUUUGGUGAACAGCAGUUAGGCCGUUGUUUACGAUGAAAAAAUUAACCGGAACAUUCCGGAGUACCCAGUGGGAUCCAUAUCUCCUGGUAGCGCAAAUAGUUGCGAUACAGGCUUUACUCUAUGCUAGUCUCGGUCUGAUCAUGAUCAUGAUGGAUUAUUUAGCAGAGGCGAACCACACGCUGGAUCAUAUAUUCGAGUAUCACGAAAUUCACGUCACUGAUCUGGGUGGAAGGUUGAUCAUCGUGGCGUGGGUAAUCAACUCACUCGCUGGUUCCGGACUGCUCUGGUUCGUUGUUCGGCGAACAAAGCUCUGUUUGGAUUUUAGUGUUACGUUUCACUUUAUCCAUCUGGUGGUUUGCUGGUGGUACAACAGUGCCUUCCCCACCACCAUCAGCUGGUGGCUGCUGAAUGCGGUUUGCACCGCCCUGAUGUGCGUGGGUGGAGAGUUUCUCUGCCUCAAGACGGAACUUCGGGAAAUUCCAGUCGGUUACUCGGCAUUGAAUAACAAAGUUGAUUUGUAGUCUGUGGGAUCAUGGCCGCGAUGGCUUGGAUGUAAACUGAGUGCGAGUUAGUUUCGACUUGCUUGUGUUUUGUGUAAAAACUAUUAAUAAUGUAUGUGCUGUUUGUUAUGUUGUGUUCUUUUGCGUGUAAAUAUAAGUUUGAAAAAUUAGUUUCAUUUUGCAUUGCACGAUUGGGAAAUUGCGGCCUCGGAAUGUAUGGAUAAAAAGAGUAUUUUUUAUAAUAAAUGAUUAAAUGCUUUUAUGCUUUUAAAAUUU